Molecule: messenger RNA, 390 nt
Organism: Ostertagia ostertagi
Lineage: Eukaryota; Metazoa; Nematoda; Chromadorea; Rhabditida; Trichostrongylidae
Source: the annotation of a GenBank genome assembly
AUGUUCCGUGCGCUACAAUCGACUCGCUCACUCUCAUUCUCAGCGGUCAGCAAGCAGGAUCUCGUCCAACAAGCUUUCAUAAAGAAGAUUCGUGAGUAUGCGCAGAAAGGUGGAGAUCUCGCCAGCUCGGAUCCUGCUGUUAAGAAAGCCCUUACCGACGAGCUGAACCGACUUGCUUCCAAAUUCCAGCUGGCUAAUGCUGAUGUCGUUGGCAAACUUCCUACAACUUUCGAAACUCCGAAGGUUGACUCAUCUGUACAACAACUACUGGAAGGCAAUUCUUUGAGCAAAAUGAUAGAGGAGGUGCAGAAGGAGAAGGCUGAUUAUUUGGCAGCUAGAGAAGCGAAAAAGGCUGCUGAAGCCGCUCGUCUUGCAGCUCUUAAGCAAUAG